AUGGCGUCUCCCAAACCCUCGGGCCCUGAAAUCCACAAGGCCGUCAACCUACUAAUCGACAACUUGGUCAACAUCAAAGACGAAACGGGCAAAUUCCUCCUCCCGCUCCCAGACGGACGCAUCAUCGACACCAAGUCAUGGCACGGCUGGGAAUGGACUCACGGCAUCGGCCUGUACGGCGUAUGGAAGUACUACGAGCUGACAGGUGACGAAAGAUUACUGAAGAUAAUCGAAGACUGGUUCGCCGCCCGAUUCGCAGAAGGCGGAACAACAAAGAACAUCAACACCAUGGCCGUUUUCCUCACACUGGCAUACGUCUACGAGAAAACCGGCAAUGCCACAUAUCUCCCCUGGCUCGACGCCUGGGCUGAAUGGGCCAUGCACGAACUGCCUCGCACGCGCUACGGGGGUAUGCAGCAUAUCACAUAUAUCACGGAGAACUACCAGCAACUCUGGGAUGAUACUUUGAUGAUGACCGUCAUGCCGCUGGCGAAGAUCGGCAAGCUCCUCAACAGACCGGAGUACAUUGAAGAGGCCAAGAAGCAGUUCCUUACUCAUAUCAAGUAUCUCUUUGAUACCAAGACCGGUCUGUGGUUCCACGGAUGGACUUUUGAAGAUGGUGGCCACAAUUUCGCCGAUGCGCGCUGGGCUCGUGGAAACAGCUGGGUGACAAUUGUCAUCCCAGAGAUUAUUGAGUUGCUCGACUUGCAGCCCAAUGACCCUAUUCGUCUCCACUUGAUUGAUACCCUCGAAGCCCAGUGCGAGGCUCUCCAGCGUCUGCAGUCUCCGUCUGGCGCGUGGCACACUCUCCUCGACCACCCCGAUUCAUACGUCGAGGCAUCUGCAACUGCUGGAUUCGCCUAUGGCAUCCUCAAAGCUGUUCGAAAACGGUACAUUGGUCCCCAGUACCGCGCCGUGGCAGAGAAGGCCAUCAUUGCUGUGAUGGGCCAUAUAGAUGAGCAGGGUGAAUUACAGAAUACUAGCUUCGGUACUGGGAUGGGUGACUGCCUUGACUUUUACAAGCAGAUUCCGUUGACGUCUAUGCCUUAUGGUCAGGCUAUGGCUAUUAUGGCUUUGGGUGAGGCGUUGCGUGGUCUGCUGUGA
Penicillium canescens is the source of this 1104-nucleotide messenger RNA. RefSeq names its product glycoside hydrolase family 88/105 protein. The transcript has a single exon. Bases 1 to 1104 code for a protein of 367 amino acids. Lineage: Eukaryota; Fungi; Ascomycota; Eurotiomycetes; Eurotiales; Aspergillaceae. Gene Ontology annotation, biological process: carbohydrate metabolic process. The record is from RefSeq and is a predicted model, not a curated record.